GCCUAUUUUGUCCUCUUACCUCUCUCUCAUUCUAUAUCUAUUCACUUUCACACUCACCUCAUUAUCAUGGCAGCAGACCAAAACCACCACCUUCUUCCAGAGUCACCCCAAGAGCAAAACCAUCACCUUCCUCCAGAGUCACCACAAGAGCAAAACCACCACCCUCCUCCAGAGUCACCACCACCACCACAACAAAAACCACAAAACAACUACUUUCCACCACCCGAAAUGAUUCCGGACCGAAAUAUAAAAGAAUGUAAUAUGCAUCACCAAACCAGUGAACCCUACAGAGCUCUCUGCACCUGCCUCACCAUCCUCCUCCUCAUCCUCGGCGCCACCGCCCUCUCGCUCUGGCUCGUUUACCGCCCCCACAAGCCGCAGUUCACCGUCGCCGCUGUCGCCAUCUACUCCCUCAACGCCACCUCCCCUCCCUCCCAAAUCUCCACCACCAUGCAGUUCACCAUCGUCACGCGCAACCCCAACCGGAGGGUCUCCAUUCGCUACGACCGUCUCCAGGCCUUUGUGGCCUAUCGCAACCAAGCCAUUACCCAGCAGGUGAUGCUCCCCCCGCUGGCGCACGGACGCCAUAGUAGCGUGGCUGUGUCGCCCUUGCUUGGGGGAGUGGCGGUGCCGGUGUCGGCGGAGGUGUUGAACGGGCUAGAGAUUGACGAGGCGUACGGGGUGGUGAAGCUGAGGGUGGUGGUGGUGGGGAGGCUGAGGUGGAAGGUGAAGGGGUUGGGGAUAAGGACCGGGCAUUAUGGGAUCUAUGUCAAGUGUGAUGUGCUGGUUGGGUGGAAGAAAGGGUUCGUGGGUCAAGUUCCAUUGCUGGGUUCUCCUUAUUGUAAAGUUGAUAUAUGAUCGAGUAGAUUUUUGGUUGUUGCAGUUGAGUUGCUUGUUAAUUUUUGUUUGAUUAAAUUCUCGUUUGUUUAAUUAUUGUGAAUCUGAGCAUGAAGAUGAAGAAAGAUAAUGAAGGAUUUAUUGUUCU
Rosa chinensis is the source of this 985-nucleotide messenger RNA. Its product is annotated as NDR1/HIN1-like protein 1. Lineage: Eukaryota; Viridiplantae; Streptophyta; Magnoliopsida; Rosales; Rosaceae. Gene Ontology annotation, biological process: defense response to other organism. Bases 67 to 858 code for a protein of 263 amino acids. The record is from RefSeq and is a predicted model, not a curated record. The transcript has a single exon.